AUGCAAGGGGAUGAUGAAGACUCGAUGGAUGAACAUGUUGGAGAUGGUGUGGAGUGGUUGCCGUACUUGUCCGACGAACCUAGCCGUAAGGCUCGUGCCGUACUUGACUUGCUUGAGGAUGGCGAGCAGGAACUAUAUCCAGGAUGCUUAGGAUUCUCGAAGCUGUCUUUCUUGGUGAGACUGUACCAUAUAAAGUGCAUGUGCAGAGUGAGCGACAAAACUUUCUGUUUGAUUCUAGAGCUAUUAGGGAACGCCUUUCAGCAUGCAAAGAUUCUGAAGACCUUGCACGAUGCCAAGAGGAUCAUACGGAAGCUUGGUAUUGAGUACAAGAAGAUAUAUGCAUGUCCAAAUGACUGCAUGCUAUACCAGGGCUCCAACCAAGACCUGUCUAGAUGCAAACAGUGUGGAGCAUCCAGCAAGACAGCUGUAGACAUGUUGUGGCAUAAGAGAGGAACUAAUUCUAACGGUUCUUUAAGGCAUCCCAGGGAUGGCGAGGCCUGGAAAGCAUUUGACAGGAGAUAUACUGACUUUUCUGACAAUCCGCGUAGUAAUACGUAUGGCGGGAGAGCUUGCCCCACGUGCAAUCUGGACGCCGAGACUAGGCGACUCACCUUCAGUCAGAAAUGGUGUUUCAUGGGUCAUCGGCGCUUCUUGAAUCACGAUCACAGAUAUAGACAGGACUGGAGUAGAUUUGAUGGAAAGGUAGAGGAUAGAUCCCUACCUUUCAAAAUGACUGGCAGGGAUAUCUUGAGACAGUUGGAGGGUGUGCUGGUCUCACAUGGCAAGGUGCAAGCGGUAAGCGGUAAAAAAAGGCGCGGACAUCAGAUCGUGUUUCAAGACGAGUCUCCCUGGAAAAAGAGUAGUAUAUUCUUUGAUCUCCCAUACUGGGAGAAUAAUGAAUUACGCCACAACCUUGACGUGAUGCACAUAGAGAAGAAUGUGUGCGACAACAUUGUCUUUACCAUGUUGAACGAAAGUGGUAAAUCCAAACACCACCUAAAAGCUCGAAAAGAUCUCCAGUUGAUGGGAAUCAAGCAUGAUAUGUGGCCACUUGAAGGUUAA
This is a messenger RNA of Arachis duranensis, 1062 nucleotides long. RefSeq lists its product as uncharacterized. The transcript has 3 exons. The record is from RefSeq and is a predicted model, not a curated record. Bases 1 to 1062 code for a protein of 353 amino acids. Lineage: Eukaryota; Viridiplantae; Streptophyta; Magnoliopsida; Fabales; Fabaceae.